Molecule: messenger RNA, 1204 nt
Organism: Hymenoscyphus albidus
Lineage: Eukaryota; Fungi; Ascomycota; Leotiomycetes; Helotiales; Helotiaceae
Source: the annotation of a GenBank genome assembly
CCAACCUUUGGGUCGAUCCGCCCCAAAAGGUCAAGCUUCGCUUCCUUCCAGCAACCUCCCCCAAUCCCAGAAGCUUCAUUUUCAGCCCAAGCUGCGCUGCCUACGAACCCUCCAAAAUAAUAAUAAUAAUCCAGUCUGCAACACCACGAAAAAAUUCGGAGAUACCUACCUACGCAAAAACGAUUAAUUGAUAUAAUCACCUUUUCAGGCCCCUAAUAAUUCGAAAUAAUACUUGCUCCAUCCUAUGCACAUUGCCAUUGCGCAGCGACGAACAGAUAUGGACUCGAUAACGCGCUUCCUCUUCCUCUUUGCGAUCUUCAGCUUUUCGACGGCGCAGACUCCAUCACCGACUCCAAGUGCGAGCGCAAAUAUCUAUCCUGGGACCGCGAAAUGGACGUACCACGGCUGUUACAAUGAGACGACGGGGAUCAAUGGGACGGCGGGAUUGCGUGCGCUCAGUGGAGAAUCGACGGAUGCGAGUGAUCGCAUGAGUGUACCCGUGUGUCUGGAUAUCUGCGAGGGAGGGAACUUUGCGUUUGCGGGUUUGGAAUAUCGAAGGUACAUUACUCCUUCCCCCCUGAAAAUUGUGUUUUCAUGGUGAGCUUGUGCUAAUUGGAAUAGGGAGUGCUACUGCUCCAAUUACCUCUCCGCCUUAUCGACCAAGAUCGACGAUAAGAUGUGCUCCCUCUCCUGUCAAGGAAACGAUACGCAGAUUUGUGGUGGGUCACUGGCGCUCUCGGUCUACCAGGCGAAAAGCUCCAAGGAGAGUGCGAGCACGAAGGGGGUGAGGGAGAGACCUGUGGGCUCGAUAUUAGCGCUUGGCAUCGCUAUUGGGGUUCUGCUUUGUCUGGCUUAAUUGGGAUGAAUGAGGGGAGAGCGGAUAAUAGCAUGGUGGUGGAGUUAAUUGAUGGCGAGGGAGAUUGUAUAUUUCUGCCGAGGCGAUGGCGUUUGUGGUGUUUUCAUAACUUCAUUGCUUCUUCUUUUCUUUCUUCUUCUUUUUUCGCGGGCUAGAGACUCGAUGGCACGACUAGGGAUGGGCUUGUAUAUAGUGAUCUUGAUGAUUGGAUGGCAAGGAGUUAUUGCACGGAGCUUUCACCUUUUUUGGAAUGCAGAAUGCAUGUUGCAUUAGCAAUGGAUAGAUAAAAGUCUGACGAGUCUGAUGAGCUUUGGAGAGAGAAGCUUGGGGACUUGGAUAGAGCGAGCA